This is a messenger RNA of Coccidioides posadasii C735 delta SOWgp, 522 nucleotides long. Lineage: Eukaryota; Fungi; Ascomycota; Eurotiomycetes; Onygenales; Onygenaceae. The record is from RefSeq and is a predicted model, not a curated record.
AUGGCUUCCACCAAGCAGACUCCUAUGUCCGGUGCGCGCAACGUCUACAUCACCCGCAACAGCCGUCUCCAAACCCACCAAUCCAACAAACCCGUCUACACAGUGGAACAUUCUAAAACCAAGCGCACGCUAGGCAUCUGUGUGCCAUUAGAUAUCCAUGCCAGAGUUCUUGACCUCGCUGCCGAUACCUCUGAGGCACGUGGGCUUGCAGUCGCCCAAAAGGACGCCCGCCAUGCACGCCAUGCUAAGGCUGCUCUGGAGCGUGAAUUCCCUUACAUCCCGGCUCAGGACAUGCGUGCAAUCCUAAACCACGCCUUUCUCAAAGGCUCUGGCCGUGUGGGACGCAGUGGCACGGUCGGUAGCGAUGAAAGGAAAGUGGAGUUGGCAGCUGAGGCGCACAUUCGCCAUUUGCAUACGGGUUACGAAGGUCUUCUAGAUUCCGGGAUGGACCGGGAAGACGCCAGGAAGCUUGUGUGGGACAGGGUGAAAGAGGUCAAAAGGAUGUGGAAGGAAGAAGUAUGA